CAAUCACAUAUCUCCAGUCUGCCUCUGUUCUUCACUGAGGCAAGAGGAGACGCUAGUGGACUCGGGGGCUAAGGAUACCGAGCUAAGUGCCGAAGACCAUUGAGAAUCUGGGAGUGAAACAGUCAGACCAGUACAAAAAGAAACUGGGCUGAGUCUAAAAACUUCAACUUUCCUUACAGACCAGAGACUGCACCAUGCAGUUUAUCAGCAGGAGAAAGAAGUUCAAUACCAACCCUCAGGCGGAGCUCUAUGGACUUCCUCUACAGUUCUAUGGGCAGCCUCCUCUUGAGAACAUCUCUCUCAGCGAAUUUGAGACGUUUGCCGUGGAGAGACUGAAAUUGUUGAAGACCACUGAGAAUUUGGGAGUGAGCUAUGUGAAACAGUCAGACCAGUACACAAAUAAAAUGGAGAGUGAGUUAAGAAACCUCAACUUUCCUUACAGACCAGAUGCGGAUGACAGAAAAGUUGUGCAAGGACCAACAGAAUACGAGAAACGAAGAAAGGACCAUAUCUCUCACUUCAUUCUCAGACUCGCCUACUGCCAAACGGAGGAUCUAAGGAGAUGGUUUAUACAACAGGAAGUUGAUCUGUUUCGCCACCGCUUCAAUGACCUGCAAGCACCACAAAAGCUUGAAUUUCUGCACAGAAAUAAUCUGCAAUAUGAAACGACUAGUGUCGAAGAGAAGAUGGCUCUGAAGCAUGAACUUCUCAACUCCAGUAACACCGUCAGUGGAAUCACUGUGGAGGGUCAGGACUUCUACAAAGUUCCUUUUCAAGAUGCCCUGGAUCUAGUGCGAACAAGAAAAGUGUACCUCAAAGCAGGCUAUGUGUACAUCCCACACCAGGACAUCGUCACGAUUGUUCUCAAUGAUUUCCGUACAAGACUGUCUAAAGCACUUGCAUUGACGGCCCGCUCACUACCAGCAGUGCAUUCUGAUGAACGGCUCCAACCUCUCCUUAACCACCUCAGUCAUGCCUAUGUGGGACAAGAUUACAGCAUCCAGAAGAAUGUUGGAAAAAUCUCCUUGGAACAAAUUGAUUCACUUUCAGGGAAGUCGUACCCACUGUGUAUGAGGCAGCUCCACCAGGCCCUGAGAGAGAACCACCAUCUCCGCCACGGUGGCCGUAUGCAGUACGGCCUCUUCCUCAAAGGUAUCGGCCUCUCUCUGGAGCAGGCGCUGCAGUUCUGGAGGUCGGAGUUCGUGAGGGGAAAAGUGGAUGCAGACAAGUUUGACAAAGCAUAUGCCUACAGCAUCCGCCACAUGUUUGGCAAAGAAGGCAAGCGAACAGACUACACCCCCUACAGUUGCAUGAAGGUGAUUUUGUCAAACGCACCCAGCCAAGGCGACCAUCAUGGAUGUCCGUUCCGUCACAGUGACCCAGAGCUGCUGAAGCAGAAGCUUCAGUUCUACAAGGUGUCUCCCAGUGGAAUCAGUCAGAUCCUGGAGCUGGUUAAAGGGAUGCACUAUCAGCUGGCGUGCCAGAAGUACUUUGAGCUGACACACAAUAUUGAGGACUCCAAUUUCUCGCUCAGUCACCCCAACCAGUACUUUGUAGAGAGCCAGAGAAUUUUGGGCGGAGGCAAGGACAUAAAGCGAGAGACGGACACUCCGAAGAGGCCGCAGGAAAACUCUGUUGCCAAAGGACCCACCACAGCUCGCGAGACAUCAGCAAACGCCUCCCAGGAUUUGCCCGAGAUGCAAGAGGAUCUAGACUCUUUCUUUCAAGAUGCCUAAUUUUUUUUUUUUUUUAAAUACUUUUAUACAUGUAGAAAUAAAUGUUUGUUUGUUUUUUCUAUGGGGGGCUGAAGCUGGGGAAUCGUCCAUAUUCUGAGUUUUUAAAGCUAUCUGGUAUGAUUGAUAACUAUUAAAGUUGCCUAUCAGUAAUCUCGUAAUGAUUUGUUAGUCGUUAGUCUGUUCUCAAUAUAGACUGAGUUAACCUUGAUGGAACAUUAUUCUAACCUCAACAUCAGACCAAAGCUGAGUUUUCUACCUUAUAAAAUUCUUUGUUAAUAUGUGACACUGCAUGAUUCAUUUUGCUGUUUAACCCAGGUGUUAAAAGUUCCCUGUCUUUGUUUUCACUCCGAUCUGAACUCACACAGCUUAUACCCAGUCUCAGUGCACAGUGUUUUGGCAAGGAUGUGGUUUUGGGCUGAUGACUAGAACAUUUCCCAGCUGUCUCAGAAACAAUGUCAUUGUAUUAGCUGGCAGGAGUGUGGAUAAAUGGUGGCAGGAGGGUGGAUGAAAAUAAACAAUUUUCACAGUUGUA
Messenger RNA from Thunnus maccoyii (southern bluefin tuna), 2268 nucleotides. RefSeq names its product DNA primase subunit 2 (gene prim2). The record is from RefSeq and is a predicted model, not a curated record. NCBI's taxonomy places the organism in Eukaryota, Metazoa, Chordata, Actinopteri, Scombriformes, Scombridae. The coding region runs from base 195 to 1736 and encodes 513 amino acids. The transcript is spliced from 15 exons. Gene Ontology annotation, biological process: DNA replication, synthesis of primer. Gene Ontology annotation, cellular component: alpha DNA polymerase:primase complex.